Molecule: messenger RNA, 1275 nt
Organism: Mauremys reevesii (Reeves's turtle)
Lineage: Eukaryota; Metazoa; Chordata; Testudines; Geoemydidae
Product: C-type lectin domain family 2 member D-like
Exons: 5
Coding region: 66-704 (212 amino acids)
Source: RefSeq, a predicted model, not a curated record
UUUCUUGCAACUGGCUCCAAGCUGAUCAGAGUCCAGCACCCACCGCUGCCUCCCUGAGAAGAGAGAUGGGGAACUGGGCGGAAGCAGAUCCCCCUGGACAGCCUCUUAACAGCUCCAUAGACUUGAAGAGUGGAGAAGAACCAGGUUUUGGUCAUCCAGCUAAUUCCAGCUCCAGGAAACCUGCAGUAUGGGAUCGUCCAGCUGCCUUCAGAGCCAUAAUCAUGGUUACAAUGGUCGUCAUCAUUGCCCUAGUAGCAGCUUUGAUAGUGGUAACAUCUAAGCAGCCUCCUCCAUGCCCCCCUGCUGCCCCCUGGUGCCCGGACGGCUGGAUCCGGAUCCAAGGGAAAUGUUACUAUUUUUCUAAGGCCGAAGGGAACUGGACCUACAGUCAGAGCUUCUGCUCGUCACACUCUGCCUCCCUGGCCGGGAUUGAGAGUCCGCAGAAGCUGGGUUCCCUGCUGCCAUACGAAGGCAAACUGGACCACUGGAUCGGCCUCCGGAAGGACACGGGCCAGGUCUGGAAAUGGGCCAACGGGACCGAGUUUGACCAUCGGUUUGAAAUACACGGAGGAGCAGACUGUGUGUGCCUGGAUGAAGAUCUCACUGUCACCACGUCAAGCUGCAGCAGACCAAGAAAAUGGAUCUGCAGUAAACCUGAUACCCCUGCGAAGGGAGAGGAGGGAGCAGUGGGAGGGGAUUCGUGAACUCAAGAGAAUUGGAGACCAGCUGUGACAAAGCCUUGUUCUAGUCCCCUCCAUGCUGCAGCCUGGUUCCCUGUUUCUUAGCCUGUCUCCAGGGUUUGUCCAGUCCUAGUCAUCAAUUACCCUAAUGCUGGGUGCCCAGACAGCAAAUGUGAAAAAUUGGGACGGGGGUGGAGGGUAAUAGGAGCCUAUAUAAGGAAAGACCCAAAAAUCAGGACUAUCCCUAUAAAAUUGGAACAUCUGGUCACCCUACCUAAUGCUGGGAUCUGUGACCCUUCUCUCAGGGAGACUGUCACAGUAACUGGAUCUCUAUUCCACCUCCAUCAGGUCAGGACUUGUCUCCAGCCCCCCCUGUCCCUGGGCAGGGACCUCAUCCCACUCCCUGACCAGGGCACUUGAACUGCACAGCUCCCUUCCGUACACUGUGAUAUCCCCAGCAAGCCAGUCUGGCUAAAAGCCAGCGCCUGCCCUUUGCUUCCACUCUGAGCACAAUGCCCAUCCUGAUCCCACUGUUAUAAGCUAGAACACGGCCCUUUCUUGGCUGAUUAUUUAUUCUAGGUCAAAAGCAUUAAGG